Molecule: messenger RNA, 2403 nt
Organism: Brettanomyces nanus
Lineage: Eukaryota; Fungi; Ascomycota; Pichiomycetes; Pichiales; Pichiaceae
Product: Bifunctional purine biosynthetic protein ade1
Exons: 2
Coding region: 1-2403 (800 amino acids)
Biological process (GO): 'de novo' IMP biosynthetic process; adenine biosynthetic process
Cellular component (GO): cytosol
Molecular function (GO): phosphoribosylamine-glycine ligase activity; ATP binding; phosphoribosylformylglycinamidine cyclo-ligase activity
Source: RefSeq, a predicted model, not a curated record
AUGCGUAAAUCAAAGGGUCUCUUUUCAUUAAUAAUCAUGUUUAACAUCCUUGUUCUUGGUGCCGGUGGUCGUGAGCAUGCUCUUGUCUGGAAACUUUCACAGUCUCCCAAAGUAGGUCGGAUCUACUGUGCUCCUGGUAAUGGAGGUAUUGCAUCAGUGUCCAAGGUUCAAUGCGUUCCAAUCGGUUCCUCUCCUCGUGAUUUUGAUCAGUUGGUUCAAUUUGCUGUUGAAAAAAAUGUUCAGCUUGUUGUUCCUGGCCCUGAGCAACCUCUAGUGGAUGGUGUGGCUGAUGCCUUUGCCAAAGUGGGGAUUCCUGCCUUUGGCCCAAGUAAGCAGGCUGCAAAGAUGGAGGGUUCCAAAGCCUUUGCUAAGGAUUUUAUGAAGCGCCAUGGAAUCCCGACUGCUGCUUAUCACACUUUCACUGAUUACUAUGAGGCCAAAAAGUACGUAGAAACUGCCUCCACUCGUCUCGUUAUUAAGGCUUCAGGUAUUGCUGCGGGAAAAGGUGUGUUGAUCCCUUCAAACAAGCUAGAAGCACUUGAAGCACUAAAAGAGGUAAUGGUGGACCGUAAUUUUGGUUCCGCAGGUGACGAAGUGGUCGUUGAGGAGUUUCUGGAAGGAGAUGAGUUGUCUAUCCUUUGUAUUAGCGAUGGAUAUUCAUAUGUCUAUCUUCCUCCUGCCCAGGACCACAAGCGUGCCGGCAACGGUGAUACAGGGCUCAACACUGGUGGAAUGGGAGCAUAUGCACCAGCUCCUCUUGCCACUCCUCAACUGCUAGCAGAGAUUGAAAGAACUAUAUUGAAGCCAAGUGUUGAUGGUAUGAGAAAAGAUGGUUAUCCUAUGGUUGGCUGCUUGUUUGUAGGUGUUAUGGUUACUCCGGAUGGUCAACCCAAGGUGUUAGAGUACAAUGUCAGAUUUGGUGAUCCGGAGACUCAGACUGUCUUACCCCUUCUGAAGUCCGAAUUGUUGGAAGUUAUGAUGGCUACCGUUGAUCAUAGACUUGAUUGUAUUGAUUUUGAAGUUUAUAAGGACAAAUCCAGUGCUACAGUUGUAAUGGCAGCUGGUGGUUACCCUGAAAAAUACAAUAGGGGAGAUAUAAUCACUCUUAAGGAACCAUUACCUGAAGAUACUUAUAUAUUCCAUGCUGGCACAGAACUCAAUAACGCUGGUACACUUGUUACUGCUGGAGGCCGUGUUAUUGCCGCAACUGCCGUUGCCAACACACUUGAACGGGCUGUCCAAAAAGCUUACGUUGGUGUGGACUAUGUCUCUUUCAAAGGUAAGUACAACAGAGAUGAUAUUGCACAUAGAGCCUUUGAUAAGACGCCAAAAAAAGUGUCUCUUACAUACGAAGCAGCGGGAGUUUCUGUUGAUGCAGGAAAUAAGUUGGUUGAAAAUAUCAAGAAGUUAGUGAAGUCUACUGCCAGGCCAGGUUCCGAUCCCGAGCUUGGAGGCUUUGGGGGCUUAUUUGAUGUUAAGGCUGCUGGGUACACUGAUAUGGAUAACACCCUUUUUGUAGGUGCCACCGAUGGAGUGGGAACGAAGCUUCGUAUUGCCCAAAUCAUGAACAUCCAUGAUACUGUGGGUAUUGACUUGGUAGCCAUGAACGUGAACGAUUUGGUAGUUCAAGGUGCUGAGCCUCUUAUGUUCCUUGACUACUUUGCUACAAGCCACUUGGACAUUGACAUUGCCGAGCAGUUUGUGAAAGGUGUCGCUGACGGUUGUAAACAAGCGGGAUGUGCAUUGGUUGGAGGUGAGACUUCUGAAAUGCCUGGUAUGUACGCCCCAGGUCAUUAUGACACCAAUGGAACUGCAUUUGGUGCCGUUAUCAAAUCACAAAUGUUACCGAAAGUGAGUGAUAUGGCAGAGGGAGAUGUGCUAUUGGGUCUUGCCUCUAACGGAACUCAUUCUAAUGGUUAUUCGUUGGUGAGGAAAAUUAUUGAAAGCACAGAGUACGAGUACACAGAUCCAGCCCCGUGGAAGCCAAGCCAAUCAAUUGGCCAGGAGAUGUUGAUCCCAACGAGGAUCUACGUGAAGCAGUUACUUCCAUCCACUAAAGCAGGACUUAUCUUAGGAUUGGCCCAUAUUACCGGUGGAGGAUUAAUUGAGAACGUUCCAAGAGCACUUCCUAAAGGCUUAACUGCCAAGAUCGAUAUUUCUACGUGGGAAGUUCCGGAGAUUUUCAAGUGGCUUGGAAAAACUGGAGGUGUUCCCAUUAAGGAUAUUCUAAAGACUCUUAAUAUGGGUGUUGGUAUGGUCGCCAUAGUUAAGCCAGAAAACGUGGCGCAAGUCAAGAAGAACCUUCAACAGGCUGGUGAAAUAGUUUACACUAUCGGACGUUUAGUUAAGAGGCAAGAAGGAAUGCCAGGAUGUAUCGUAGAGAGUUCCGAAGGUAUAUAUUAG